AUGCCCUCGUUCCGCCCUAUCAAGCCGACCUCAUUCGGCCCCGCUCGAAAUUUACAGACUCGAGCUCAGCUCGCUCGUCCCCUUGCUCGCGCUCAAGCCAGAAGCUAUGCGGUCGCUGCACCUGCCGUAGGAUCGUACGGGCCGACAGACGAGCCGACACUCAAUUCACCCUCAGAGCUCGCGAGGAAGAUCUCGGCUAAAGUAUUGCCAAAAUUGACGAAACCCGAUGUCAAGAAAGUCUUGGUAGUCGGGAGUGGGGGACUGAGUAUUGGUCAAGCUGGAGAAUUCGAUUAUUCUGGAUCUCAAGCAAUUAAGGCCCUUCGAGAAUCCAAUAUCGACACUAUCCUCAUCAACCCCAACAUUGCGACUAUCCAAACUUCUCACCACCUCGCUUCCCAGAUCUACUUCUUGCCUGUCACGGCUGACUAUGUCGCCUAUGUUCUUGAAAAGGAGCGACCAGAUGGCAUCCUGCUCACUUUCGGAGGUCAGAGUGCCUUGAACUGCGGUAUCGCAUUGGAGAAGAUGGGAGUCUUGGAAAGACUCGGUGUGCAGGUCUUGGGAACGCCAAUCCGAACGCUCGAAGUAUCAGAAGACCGUGACUUGUUCGUCCAGGCUUUGAAUGAAAUCGACAUCCCAGCUGCUCAGUCCACCGCCGUUUCGUCUAUUCAAGCUGCGCUUGAUGCCGCUGCCGAAAUCGGAUACCCUAUCAUUCUCCGUUCAGCCUUCUCUCUGGGUGGUCUUGGAUCAGGUUUCGCCCACGACGAAGAAGAGUUGAGGAAUUUGGCCGCCAAAUCAUUGUCACUGUCCCCUCAGGUCCUGAUUGAGAAGAGUUUGAAGGGUUGGAAAGAGGUCGAAUACGAGGUCGUCCGAGAUGCCGCUGAUAACACCAUUAUUUGCUGCAACAUGGAAAACUUUGAUCCCCUUGGAACGCACACAGGAGAUUCCAUCGUCGUUGCCCCGUCUCAGACCUUGACCGACGAUGAAUACCACAUGCUCCGAUCUGCUGCUAUCAAGAUUGUCCGUCAUGUCGGUGUCGUUGGAGAAUGCAAUGUGCAAUACGCUCUGGACCCGUACAGCCGAGAUUAUCGUGUGAUCGAAAUGAACGCCCGUCUCUCCCGAUCAAGUGCCCUCGCCUCCAAAGCUACGGGCUACCCCCUCGCUUACACUGCUGCCAAAAUCGCCCUCGGACACACUCUGCCGGAACUCCCAAACGCCGUUACCAAAUCCACCACCGCCUGCUUUGAACCUUCGUUGGACUAUAUCGUCACGAAGAUUCCAAAGUGGGACUUGGCCAAGUUCCAGCACGUCGAGCGAAAUGUCGGAUCCGCCAUGAAGUCAGUCGGAGAAGUCAUGGCUAUUGGACGAACCUUUGAAGAAUCGCUCCAGAAGGCUAUUCGACAGGUUGACCCCAAUUUCACAGGAUUUGACGCCUACUGGAAACCCGAAGACAUGCACUCUGCCUUGACCAACAACAACGAUCGACGACUGUUUGCCAUUGCGCAUGCCAUGCUCAACUUGAACUACACUGUCGAACAGCUUCACGACCUGACCAAGAUUGAUCGCUGGUACCUGUACAAGCUUGAGAACAUUGUCAACAUGUACAAGCGUAUUCAGACCAAGCCAUUCGACCAAUGGGAUGAGGCUCUUGUCAGGGAUGCGAAACGGACCGGGUUUUCAGAUCUACACAUGGCUCAGCUGUCCGGCCGAAAGGAGGACGAAGUAAGAUCUGUCCGAAAAUCCUUCGGCGUCACACCUUUCGUCAAGCGAAUUGACACACUUGCCGCUGAAUUCCCCGCGUACACCAACUAUCUUUACACCACUUACAACGCUACAACUCACGACAUUACGUUUGACGACAACGGCACCAUGGUCCUUGGAUCCGGUGUCUACCGUAUUGGCUCGUCUGUCGAAUUCGAUUGGUGUGCCGUCACCUGCUCUCGCGCGAUCCGAGCUCUCGGACACAAGACUAUCAUGAUCAACUACAACCCCGAGACUGUGUCGACCGACUUUGACGAGGCUGACCGACUGUACUUUGAAGAGCUUGGUUGGGAACGGGUCAUGGACAUUUACGAAAUGGAAGGUGCAUCCGGCGUUGUCGUCUCCGUCGGCGGUCAAUUGCCUCAGAACAUUUCUUUGCGACUCAAGAAAUCCGGUGUCAAUGUCCUUGGAACAGACCCUGAACAGAUCGACAAUGCUGAAGACAGGCAUAAAUUCUCUUCCAUCCUCGACUCUGUCGGUGUCGAUCAGCCCGCUUGGACCGAAGCGACUUCUCUUGAAGCUGCCAAGGAAUUUGCCAACCAGGUCGGCUACCCUGUCCUCAUUCGACCAUCGUACGUUUUGUCAGGUGCCGCCAUGAACGUGGUGUAUGACGAAUCUCAAUUGCAACACAACUUGUCCGCCGCUGCCAACGUCUCUCCUCUUCACCCGGUCGUCAUCUCUCAAUUCAUCGAUAAUGCUCAAGAAAUCGAUGUUGACGCUGUGGCGCACAAAGGCAAGCUUCUGGUGCACGCCGUCUCUGAGCAUGUUGAAAAUGCUGGUGUCCACUCUGGUGAUGCUACGCUCAUCCUCCCACCACGAUCCCUUCCCGACCAGGACAUGGACAGGCUCAAAGGGAUCGCUGAAAAGGUCGGCAAAGCUUUCAACAUUUCCGGUCCAUUCAACAUGCAAAUCAUCCGAAAGCCACCUGUUGGUGAUGAGCCUGCCGAGCUCAAGGUCAUUGAAUGCAACUUGCGAGCUUCUCGAAGUUUCCCAUUCGUCUCUAAGGUUCUCGGAACAAACUUUAUCGACGUUGCCUCAGCCGCCAUCAUGGGCGUGGACGUUCCGGAGCCGGUCGACCUCAUGAAGGAGAAGCGAGAUUACGUGGCUAUCAAGGUUCCUCAAUUCUCAUGGACCCGAUUGCCUGGUGCAGACCCAUUCCUCGGUGUAGAGAUGGCGUCUACUGGAGAAGUCGCCUCGUUUGGAAAGGACGUGCACGAAGCUUACUGGGCCGCUUUGCUUUCGGUUAAUGGAAUGAAGUUGCCUCGUCCGAACUCCGGAUUCCUCAUUGGUGGAGACAUCAGCCGACCUGAAAUGAUCCCUGUGGCCACCAACCUUAUCAACCUCGGAUUCAAGCUCUACACGCAUUCUGCAGAAGUCGAAGCACACAUCAACAGCCAGCCAUACCUCACGGUCAAACGCAUUCACGUGCCCGUCAAGGACAAGCGAAAGUUGCGUGAAGUCUUGGAGGAGAAUGAAAUCACCUCGGUCAUCAACAUUUCUCGAUCUCGCGCACCGACCGUCAACGAUGCCGACUAUGCGUCUCGACGUGCCGCUGUCGACUUUGGAAUUCCGUUGAUAAACAAUGCCAAACUGGCCGUCUUGUUCACUGAAACGCUGCAGAAAAAGUUCCACCAGAGCCCAUUACCAUACGUUGAGGGCACCAACCCGCCGGAAGUCAAAUCUUGGCGAGAGUUUGUGCCUCACGCUUAG
This is a messenger RNA of Kockovaella imperatae, 3468 nucleotides long. RefSeq lists its product as hypothetical. The transcript has 7 exons. The record is from RefSeq and is a predicted model, not a curated record. Lineage: Eukaryota; Fungi; Basidiomycota; Tremellomycetes; Tremellales; Cuniculitremaceae. Gene Ontology annotation, biological process: 'de novo' pyrimidine nucleobase biosynthetic process; L-citrulline biosynthetic process; UTP biosynthetic process. Bases 1 to 3468 code for a protein of 1155 amino acids. Gene Ontology annotation, cellular component: cytosol; cytoplasm. Gene Ontology annotation, molecular function: dihydroorotase activity; metal ion binding; ATP binding.